Molecule: messenger RNA, 1223 nt
Organism: Aegilops tauschii subsp. strangulata
Lineage: Eukaryota; Viridiplantae; Streptophyta; Magnoliopsida; Poales; Poaceae
Product: NADH--cytochrome b5 reductase 1
Biological process (GO): electron transport chain
Molecular function (GO): cytochrome-b5 reductase activity, acting on NAD(P)H
Source: RefSeq, a predicted model, not a curated record
CCCCCCCCCCCCCCCCCCCCGACCAACCACUCUCGUCGUCCCUCCCCCACUCCAGACUCAUAAAUUCCCGGACCCCACGCGCAUCUCUCCUCACCCGCCGCGAAUCCACGAGGGGGAGCGACCCGCCGCCCGAUUAUGGAGUUCCUGCAGGGGCAGAGCACGGAGACCACGGUGGCCGUCGCGGUCGCCGUCGUCGCCGUGGCCGCCGGCGCCGGAUUCCUCCUCCUCCGCAGCAAGAAACCCAAGGGCUGCUUGGAUGCUGAGAACUUCAAAGAGUUUAAACUUGUGCAGAAGAGACAGAUCAGUCAUAACGUGGCCAAGUUCAAAUUUGCUCUCCCGACACCUACUUCAGUUUUGGGCCUUCCAAUUGGCCAACAUAUAAGCUGCAGAGGGCAGGAUGCUACUGGUGAGGAAGUAAUCAAGCCUUAUACUCCUACUACACUGGAUUCUGAUAUUGGAUACUUUGAGCUUGUUAUAAAGAUGUAUCCCCAAGGAAGAAUGUCUCAUCAUUUUCGUGAGAUGAAGGUUGGCGACUACAUGUCUGUGAAGGGGCCAAAGGGCCGUUUCAAGUACCAGCCUGGGCAAGUGAGAGCAUUUGGAAUGAUAGCUGGAGGAUCAGGCAUUACGCCAAUGUUCCAAGUCACAAGGGCAAUUCUUGAGAACCCAAACGACAAUACAAAAGUUCACUUGAUCUACGCUAAUGUCACAUAUGACGACAUUCUUCUGCUGGAAGAACUGGACAAUAUGGCUAAAAACUAUCCUGAUCGCUUCAAGAUCUACUAUGUCUUGAAUCAGCCACCUGAAGUCUGGGAUGGUGGUGUUGGGUUUGUAUCAAAGGAAAUGAUCCAAGCUCACUGCCCAGCGCCUGCUGCGGACAUUCAGGUAUUGAGAUGCGGACCUCCUCCGAUGAACAAAGCCAUGUCUGCAAACCUAGAUGACCUUGGGUACACCAAGGAGAUGCAGUUCCAGUUCUAGGUUUCGACGGUGGAAGCUUACCAAAAUAACGGGUCGCAUGACCAUUCUUAGUAUUUUUGAGUUUGACAUGGGCUGAUUCUGAUGCCAUUUAGCUCGUGUAGACACCUUCCACAGUCCAUGAAGUGGCAGUUACCGUAAUGCUGCACGUUGAUGCGUGUCCAGUGUUACCUGUGUCCGUAACGUUAUUUGCCGAGUAUAGGAGACAACAGCUUAUCAGAAUGCCAGAAAUAAGCUUUUUUACAUGAAAA